Molecule: messenger RNA, 983 nt
Organism: Selaginella moellendorffii
Lineage: Eukaryota; Viridiplantae; Streptophyta; Lycopodiopsida; Selaginellales; Selaginellaceae
Product: pre-mRNA-splicing factor syf2
Exons: 6
Coding region: 15-890 (291 amino acids)
Cellular component (GO): catalytic step 2 spliceosome; Prp19 complex; post-mRNA release spliceosomal complex
Source: RefSeq, a predicted model, not a curated record
UAGGGUUUUUAGAUAUGGAGAAGGAGAGCCGGGUCCAUCCCGCCUGCAUCAACGCGUCCAAUCCGUAUCACGAGUGCUCGCAAUACUGCUUCCGGAAGAUCGCCGAAGCGCGCGCCACAGUGACCGAGGAAUUGCCGAAUGCGGGGCCUGUAGAAGACGAGAAAGAACAAGCGCCAGAGGUUGAAGAAGAAAAAGAAGCUCCAGUUCCAGUUCCUCCUCUAAUCGAGGACGAAUCUGGCUUGGAUGAGCGGCAAAAGAAGCUGAGGCUGCUACAGCGGAAAAUGGACGAAGCUCGAAAGAAGAAUGAGCAAGCCAUGAUGGCCGAGAGGAAGAAGCAGGACGCUCCCAAAGAAGAGAGAGGCGUCUCCAAGCAAAAGUGGUUCGAGGAGAAGCAAAAGCAAGCUGGGAAGCGCCUGGAGUUUAGUGGGAUUGACAAAUCGAAGAUGUACAUGCUGGACACACAAGAAGCCGCCGAAGAGAAGUAUAAAAAGCGUGACAAGAAUCCUGCUCCUUUUGGAUGGGAUGUCUUCAAUCAGAAGUCCUUGUAUAACGCCUACAAGAAGCGGGCGAAGACAAUCCCGAAUACAGUGGAGGAGUACACGAAAGUCCGAGAUAAUGACCCCGACUUCUACUGUAACGAGACCAGCCUACAAUACGGGAAGACUCCCGCUGUCCCGGAGGAAUUCGUCGAUAGGAUGGUCCAAGAGCUCGAAGGGAGGAUUUCCAAGCGGAAGGACUUCAGCCGGAGACGCAAGUACCACGAGGAAAAAGACAUCGACUCCAUCAACGAGAGAAACGAACAUUUCAACCGCAAGAUCGAGAGAGCGUUUGGCAAGUACACUGUCGAGAUCAAGAACAACUUGGAACGAGGCACUGCUCUGCCAGAUUAAGCACCACAAAUGAGAGAGAGAAAAAGAGAGAAUCUCGCUCUCUCGAGCGCGAGCAUUCGACCAAAGAACAUACGGUAUGGCGAGUUUGGAAUC